ACGGGCUCUGGGAAGACGACUCAGCUCCCGCAGUACCUCUACGAGGGGGGCGUUGGCCGCCAGGGCGUCAUCGCGGUGACCCAGCCUCGCCGGGUGGCCGCCAUCUCUCUUGCGUCUCGAGUCUCGGACGAGAAGAGAACUGAACUCGGGAAGCUGGUUGGCUAUUCCGUGCGCUUUGACGACAUCAGCUCCGAGGACACCAGGAUCAAGUUCCUGACGGACGGCAUGCUUCUGCGAGAAGCGAUUUCAGACUCCUUGCUCCGGAAGUACAGCUGUGUCAUUUUGGACGAAGCCCACGAACGGACCGUCCACACGGACGUGCUCUUCGGGGUCGUGAAGGCCGCGCAGAAGCGGAGGAAGGAGCCGGGGAGGCUGCCUCUCAAAGUGAUCGUGAUGUCCGCCACGAUGGACGUGGAUCUGUUCUCGCAGUACUUCGGCGGGGCACCCGUCCUCUACCUGGAGGGUCGGCAGCAUCCCAUCCAGGUGUUUUACACCAAACAGCCCCAGCAGGACUACCUGCACGCCGCUCUCGUCUCCGUCUUCCAGAUCCACCAGGAGGCCCCCCCCUCUCAGGACAUCCUGGUGUUCCUCACCGGCCAGGAGGAGAUCGAAGCCACGAGCAAGAUCUGCCGAGACAUCGCCAGGCACCUCCCGGACGGCUGCCCCUCCCUGCUGGUCCUGCCUCUGUACGCCUCCCUGCCCUAUGCCCAGCAGCUCCGCGUCUUCCAGGGAGCCCCGAAGGGCUGUCGCAAAGUGAUCAUUUCCACCAACAUUGCCGAAACCUCCAUAACCAUUCCGGGAAUAAAAUACGUAGUCGACACGGGCAUGGUUAAAGCAAAGAAGUAUAAUCCCGACGGCGGCCUGGAGGUGCUGGCCGUGCAGCGCGUGUCAAAGACCCAGGCCUGGCAGCGCACGGGCCGGGCCGGCAGGGAGGACAGUGGCGUCUGUUACCGGCUGUACACGGAGGACGAGUUCGAGAAGUUUGACAAGAUGACCGUGCCAGAGAUCCAGAGGUGCUCCUGGGAGUCUCUGCUUCUGGGGAGACCGGCCCCUAAGCGGCCGCGGCGUCUUCGUCUUUGCGACGUGUUGCUCCUUCUUCUGUCUCCGUCUGCAGACCACAUUCAGGCGGCCGUGGCACAGCUGGAGCUGCUGGGAGCCCUGGAGCGGAAGGACGAGCAGCUCACGCUGACGGCGCUCGGAAGGAAGAUGGCAGCUUUCCCUUUAGAGCCCAGGUUCGCCAAAGCCAUCCUCCUGUCCCCCAAGUUCCACUGCACGGAGGAGAUGCUGACCAUCGUCUCCCUGCUGUCCGUGGACAGCGUCCUGUGCAACCCUCCCUCCCGGCGGGAUGAGGUGCAGGCCGUCCGCAGGAAGUUCGUGUCCAGCGAGGGCGACCACGUCACCUUGCUCAACGUCUACCGGGCCUUCAGAAGCGCCGGCGGGAACAAGGAUUGGUGCAAGGAGAAUUUUGUCAACAGCAAGAACGUGAUGCUGGCAGGCGAAGUCCGAGCACAGCUGAGGGACAUCUGCCUGAAGGUACCUCUCCUCCUGGCGCCUCUGGGGCUCUAA
Molecule: messenger RNA, 1566 nt
Organism: Puma concolor (puma)
Lineage: Eukaryota; Metazoa; Chordata; Mammalia; Carnivora; Felidae
Source: RefSeq, a predicted model, not a curated record